AUCUGUUUUGGUUGUAUUUUGUGCCGGGUGUCGCAACACACCGCCCGAAUUUACGUGUUUUUCACCUUUGGUUGCCCUUUUGCGAACUUGAUAACCUCUCGCACGCAAUUCACAGUCUCCGCGGGGCCAUUUCAUCAUUCACUGACCAGCUCUAUUAGUCUACCGAUAGGACAAACAUGGAAAAGGUGCGAAUACAUUUUUGUUGGUCAAAGAGGCUGCUGCUGGGCUGUUUUUUGAUCUGCCUGCUUUGCUUUGUGAGCUUGCGGGCAUCCUCUAACAUGCAGGACUUUCCGCCACUCAAGAACGACAAUCUGCUCCGAGCAGCCCGAGGAGAACCCGUAGACCGGGUUCCGGUUUGGGUAAUGCGACAAGCCGGACGCUACCUACCAGAAUUCCAGGAGGUACGGGCGAAGCACGACUUCUUCACUGUCUGCCGUACGCCCGAGUUGGCCUGUGAGGUCACGAUGCAGCCACUGCGACGGUUCGAUCUCGAUGCUUCGAUCAUCUUCUCCGACAUCCUGGUCAUACCGCAAGCGCUCGGUAUCGUGGUUGAAAUGAAGCCCGGUGUUGGGCCGGUGCUGCCGGAGCCUCUCGUGGGACCUGCUGAUCUCGAUCGUCUAAACCAAACCGGAUUGAUCGAGCGGCUAAAGUACGUUGGCGAAGCAAUUACGAUGAUGCGGCGAAUGCUCGACGGAAAGGUACCCCUCUUCGGCUUCACCGGAGCUCCAUGGACACUGAUGGGAUACAUGAUCGAGGGUGGCGGAAGUAAGACCAUGUCCAAGGCAAAAGCCUGGCUCACGGAUCAUCCUGAAGCGAGCCAGAAACUGCUGGACAUUCUUACCGAUCAGGUGGUGGACUACCUGGCGAUGCAGGUGAAAGCCGGCGCACAGAUGCUGCAGGUCUUCGAGUCGAGUGCGGACCACCUGUCCAAGGAACAGUUCCUAUCCGUUUCGUUGCCAUGUCUGCAGCGCAUCCGGACGGAUUUAUUGCGCAAACUGGCCGAUGAGAAUGUACCGGCAGUGCCCAUGGUUCUCUUCGCAAAAGGUGGCAUGCACUCGCUGACAGAGCAAGCGCAGACCGGAUACGAAGUACUUGGUGUGGACUACAGCAUCGACCCCGAGGAGGCACGGAAACGCGCCGGUCCGAAUGUGACUCUGCAGGGCAAUCUGGACCCUCAGGAUAUGUACAAAUCGCCUGAGGAGCUUCGCGAGCUCGUGUUGACCAUGGUGCGAAAGUUCGGGAAACAUCGCUACAUUGCCAACCUUGGCCAUGGUAUCACACCGCAAACACCGAUCGAAAGCAUGAACGUGCUAGUGCAAGCCGUUCACGAUGCGCUGUAACUACAUUCCCCAUCACCCCAGGACGUUGCGAUGAAUCUGCAUGGCAAUCGAGGACCUUUCGUGGCGUCUAUUCCGCAUUCGCGAGUCAUCAAUUGUUGAACUAAAAGUUUCUUAACAAAAUCA
Messenger RNA from Anopheles aquasalis, 1463 nucleotides. RefSeq names its product uroporphyrinogen decarboxylase (gene Urod). The record is from RefSeq and is a predicted model, not a curated record. Lineage: Eukaryota; Metazoa; Arthropoda; Insecta; Diptera; Culicidae. Gene Ontology annotation, cellular component: cytosol. Gene Ontology annotation, molecular function: uroporphyrinogen decarboxylase activity. Gene Ontology annotation, biological process: heme biosynthetic process.